Molecule: messenger RNA, 1599 nt
Organism: Momordica charantia (bitter melon)
Lineage: Eukaryota; Viridiplantae; Streptophyta; Magnoliopsida; Cucurbitales; Cucurbitaceae
Product: mannan endo-1,4-beta-mannosidase 7-like
Biological process (GO): polysaccharide catabolic process
Molecular function (GO): mannan endo-1,4-beta-mannosidase activity
Source: RefSeq, a predicted model, not a curated record
GUUAUUUGGCGUUCAUGCUUCCCCACACUGUGUAACAAACUUCGUUUAGAGAGAGAGCGAAAGAUGAAGCUAAUUUCGAGAUUUCUUGUGGUUCUUCUUCUAAUUGUGCUUCGAUCGGAAGCAGAAGCAGAAGAUGGAUUUGUGAGAACCAGAGGGCAGCAGCUGAUUUUGAAUGGUAGUCCAUUUUAUGCAAAUGGAUUCAAUGCCUACUGGUUAAUGUACUUCGCCUCGGACCCAUCUCAGAGAACCAAGGUCUCCUCUGCCUUUCAAGAAGCCCUAAAUCAUGGCCUCUCCAUCGGAAGAACUUGGGCCUUCAGCGAUGGCGGAUAUAACCCUCUACAGUACUCCCCCGGCCAAUACAAUGAGCAGAUGUUCCAGGGGUUGGAUUAUGUGAUAUCUGAGGCUGGAAAACAUGGGAUUAAACUGAUCUUGAGUUUGGUGAACAAUUAUGAAAAUAUGGGAGGGAAGAAACAGUACGUGGAGUGGGCGAGGAGCCAGGGGCAGGCGAUUUCGUCUGAGGAUGAUUUCUUCACUAAUUCUGUGGUGAAAGGGUUCUACAAGAACCAUAUUAAGAGUGUUCUAAUGAGAACCAAUAGCCUCACUGGAAUAGCUUAUAAGGAUGAUCCAACAAUAAUGGCUUGGGAACUUAUGAAUGAGGCCAGGUGCCCUUCAGAUCCUUCAGGGAACACCAUUCAGGCAUGGAUUAGAGAAAUGGCAUCAUACUUGAAAUCAAUAGAUGGAAAACAUCUAUUAGAAGCUGGUUUGGAAGGUUUCUAUGGACAAUCAAGGAAUCAAGGAAAUCCAAACUUUCAAGUGGGAACCAAUUUCAUUGCAAACAAUCAGAUACCCGAACUUGACUUUGCCACAGUCCACUCAUAUCCUGACCAAUGGUUAUCUGGUUCAAGUUAUGAGAAUCAGCUCACAUUCCUAAACACUUGGCUCAAUGAUCACAUCCAAGAUGCACAGAACAUCCUGCACAAGCCAGUUCUCUUUGCUGAGUUUGGAAAAUCUACAAAGUACUCUGGCUCUGAUCAAAGGGAUCAACUUUUCAAUGCUGUUUACUCAGCUGUGUAUUCCUCUGCCCGGACUGGCGGAGCAGCCGUUGGUGGAUUGUUCUGGCAACUUCUAGUCGAAGGAAUGGACUCGUUUCGAGACGGAUAUGAAGUGGUACUUAACGAGAACCUCUCGACUGCUAAUUUGAUUUCUCAGGAGUCUCAAAAGCUUAUUCACAUCCGGAAGAUGUAUGCCAAACUCAGAAACAUUGAGAAGUUGAAGAGAGCAAAGGAGAUAAGAAGAGCUCAGUGGCAGGCCUUAAAUGGAGGCAACAACAGUCCUGGAAAUUAAGCCAAAAUAGAACUGAAGAUAGAAACGCUAAGCAAAUAUUGAUACCUUAAUAUAACUACUUAUGAGGUUAUUGAGAGAGUAUUUCCCUCAUGGAGCUGAGAUUUGCUCAUCCAAAAGCUGAUGUUAAAUGGGUUUGAAUAUUGUUCUCGUAUCUCGUGAUGUGGAUUGAAAUCAAAAGUUGUUAUUUUACUCAGGAAACAUGUUGGCUUCUUAUUUUUUACAUAUAUGAAAAGAAACUAGUUCUUUUUACAUUAA